Molecule: messenger RNA, 1536 nt
Organism: Pollicipes pollicipes
Lineage: Eukaryota; Metazoa; Arthropoda; Thecostraca; Pollicipedomorpha; Pollicipedidae
Product: UDP-glucose 4-epimerase
Exons: 8
Coding region: 132-1229 (365 amino acids)
Biological process (GO): beta-D-galactose catabolic process via UDP-galactose, Leloir pathway
Cellular component (GO): cytosol
Molecular function (GO): UDP-glucose 4-epimerase activity
Source: RefSeq, a predicted model, not a curated record
GGGCGCCGGGGUCGGGUCGCCGGCUCCGGUGGCCGACCGACGUCGAUCAGCAGCUGACUGGGAGCCACGUCGUCAGGACGGGUGGGCACCGGCGGCCUGCCGCCCAGCCGAGCCGAGCCUCGAGGCCAGCGAUGGACGGCCCCACUGCGCAGAACAUCGUGAACAUGUCGUCGGAAGUGAUUCUGGUGACCGGCGGUGCUGGCUUCGUCGGGUCACACACAGUGCUCGAGCUUCUCAACGCCAAUUGGAGCGUCGUGGUGAUCGACAAUCUCGUUAACGCUGCCAAAGGUGGCUCCAAGCCGGCCAGCCUGGAGCGGGUGGAGAAGUUAACUGGCAAGAAGGUCGAGUUUCACGAGGCAAACCUCCUGGACCGAUCAGCUCUCACCAGGGUCUUCAAGCUGUACACCAUCCACACAGUCAUUCACUUCGCCGCUCUGAAGGCCGUGGGCGAGUCAGUAGAGAAACCUCUAGAAUACUACAAGAACAACAUAAACGGCACUACCACGCUGCUCGAGGUGAUGAGGGAGAAGGGCGUCAAGUCGCUGAUAUUCUCGUCGUCUGCCACUGUGUACGGCUGUCCCAAGUACCUCCCGGUCGACGAGAAACACCCCACCGGCGUGGCCAUCACAAACCCGUACGGCCGCACCAAGUACUUCGUGGAGGAGAUACUCAAGGACCUGUGCGCUGCCGAAAAGGACUGGAGCGUCACGCUGCUGCGCUACUUCAACCCAGUGGGCGCCCACGAGUCGGGGGACAUCGGCGAGGACCCGAACGGGCCGCCCAACAACCUGAUGCCGUACGUGUCUCAGGUGGCCGUGGGCCGCCGGCCGCAGCUGCAGGUGUUUGGCGGCGACUACGACACGCCAGACGGCACAGGCGUGCGUGACUAUCUGCACGUGGUGGACCUGGCCCGUGGCCACCUGGCAGCGCUGCCCAAGGUGUCCAUACCGGGCUGCCACAUCUACAACCUUGGCACGGGCAGCGGCUACUCUGUUCUGCAGGUGAUAGACGCUUUCCAAAGAGCCUCGCGACAGAAGAUAAAAUACCAGGUGGUGGCUCGACGACCAGGCGAUGUGGCCUCUCUGUACGCCGACUGCUCGCUCGCCGAGCGCGAGCUCGGCUGGCGCGCCCAGCUGUCGCUCGACGACAUGUGCGCCUCCGCCUGGCGGUGGCAGCAGAAGAACAAGUACGGCUUCUCGCCACCGCCCGAUGGUGGCGCUGAUCACUGAGGCGGCCGCCGCUGGCUGACGGCCAGCGCGCGGGGCAGCCUCUCCGGGUUCGCCACCAUCAGCUAGUGAUGAGCGCCUAGAGCCGCACAACCCAUGUCGAGCAUAUCGCCGAUGACGACCUUCCGGCGGCCUCGUGGCUUACAGUGUUGUCACUUGAACGGUGUACAACUGAUCAUCAGUCCCGAGCUAUGGGUGGCGGAAUGCCUGUAGACACUGCACAGCAGGGACCAGUGGCCUGAAACAUGCAUAGCUAGUGUAGACAGACCGUGUGUUGCAUAUGAAACCAUCCUUUAAGGCGGUUUUUAUC